This is a messenger RNA of Saccostrea cuccullata (small rock oyster), 1092 nucleotides long. RefSeq names its product short-chain collagen C4-like. Bases 144 to 923 code for a protein of 259 amino acids. The record is from RefSeq and is a predicted model, not a curated record. The transcript is spliced from 5 exons. Lineage: Eukaryota; Metazoa; Mollusca; Bivalvia; Ostreida; Ostreidae.
AUGAACUGAACGUGUUCAAGAUAGAGAUUGAGAGUGAUACGUGUUACGAAAGCAGAGCGACAUUCUCGAAUUAUAAGUAUUCUGAUGUAAAGCAAGAACUAGACACUGUCAGACUGUUACUUAAUCAAGAAACUUUGAUCCGAAUGUCACAAGAGAAGACAUUAAAAGAUUUAACCAAAGAGGCCGAGGAAUGGAAGGCCAUCACUCAGGAUAAUAAAAACAAAAACGUUCCAGUAUCAAAGUUGUAUGUCCAGUCUAUAAUAAACGAAACUACUGAAGUCCAUGCCCAGAGAUUAGCAGAUGCGUUAAAUAAAUUGAAAUCACUGGAGAGAAAGCUCAAAUUAUAUAGAAAAGAAAAUACGGACUUAUGGCGGAACAAAAUAGAAGGCGGAACUCCGACUUAUGUGAGAUGGGGUAGAAGUACUUGCAACAAUGGAUCAAAAUUACUUUAUGUUGGUCAAGCUGGUGGAACAUUUUACAAUUCAAAGGGAGGGGCCGCUAACCCAUUGUGUCUCACAUAUGAUGUUUUGUGGGGAUACCGAACAAAAUCCCCACAUUCUGCCAGAUUGCAUGGUGCUGAGUACGAAACCAACUUUUGGGGACCAAACUUUGAUGACACGGACGUCCCCUGCGCAGUCUGUCAACUAAAAAUAAGUACACACGUACUCAUGAUUCCCGGAAGAAAUAAGUGUCUUAAGGGAUGGACAGAAGAAUAUCACGGAUAUCUAUCAUCAGAAACUCACUCUGGUGACAGAUCACGGGGAUUCUACACGUGCGUAGACGAGAGCCCCGAGCAGAUUAAAGGAGGUUCAGGAAAUGCUAAUGGUUUCCUGUUUUACGAUGUGGUGGCCAAAUGUGGAAGUUUGAAAUGUCCUCCGUAUAUUAACAACAAACCAAUUACAUGUGUUGUCUGCUCACAAUGAUAACAAACAUCGUUGUAAGCCUUCAAUUUGGCUAUUCAAGUUUGUGACUGUAGAACAAGUCUUUCUUCUGCAGUUUCCAUUGAACUCUAAUUUAUUUCAUCCCCCCCUUUGUCUUUCUAGAUUUAGAUUCAUUUUAGUGUUCAUUAACGAAGCCAAAGCUAAUUGGAAA